AUGGAUUUUGAACAGGAGCCAGACGAAGCGCGCGCUCAGAUUACUCAACACAAUGCUACCGCCUCCCCACUUCUUCGUCUCCCAGCUGAAAUCCGCAACAUAAUCUUCGCCUACGCUCUCAGCCACGGCGACAUCGAGCUGAAGGUCAUUCCCAGGAUAAUAAACGGACCCGGUCGUAAGGGCUGUUGGAAGCAUCGCAACUGGGCAAAUCCUUUCAACAUUAGUCCCCUCUACGCAUGUCGUCAGAUUUACUUCGAGACCGCACUCCUUCCAUACGAGCUCAAUGUUUUUGUGGUCUUCGGGAACGACAGCGCGUUCCAGGACUUCUUUGCACACCGGACAUUGGCACAGAUUGGCGCUCUUGCGAAAGUGCGAAGGCAACCGGACACGCGUUUGGGAGCGCGACCCGCGACUGAAUGGUUGGAGCGACUGAAGGUUUGCAGCGCGAGAACAUGGAAGAGUCGAGACUAG
Messenger RNA from Alternaria triticimaculans, 471 nucleotides. RefSeq lists its product as uncharacterized. The transcript has 2 exons. Bases 1 to 471 code for a protein of 156 amino acids. Lineage: Eukaryota; Fungi; Ascomycota; Dothideomycetes; Pleosporales; Pleosporaceae. The record is from RefSeq and is a predicted model, not a curated record.